Molecule: messenger RNA, 4481 nt
Organism: Monomorium pharaonis (pharaoh ant)
Lineage: Eukaryota; Metazoa; Arthropoda; Insecta; Hymenoptera; Formicidae
Product: transient receptor potential cation channel protein painless
Exons: 4
Coding region: 649-3303 (884 amino acids)
Biological process (GO): monoatomic ion transport; transmembrane transport
Cellular component (GO): membrane
Molecular function (GO): monoatomic ion channel activity; protein binding
Source: RefSeq, a predicted model, not a curated record
GUAAUAGUAAUGUAAUAGUAAUUUAUAUAUUAAAGUAUAGUAAUUUAUAUAUUAAAAAAAAGCAUUAAGGGAUUAUUUACGAAGAUAAGUAAUGCAAGAAAAAAAAUUCAAGUUAAGCAUAAUGUGCGCGCGCGCAUGUGCGUAUACAUAGUUUAUUUUAAAAAUGUUGUAAAAUAACUUCAGAAAAAUUAAUACAUCUAAGAAAAAAUACUAACCAAAUAAUAUAUUCACUGCAUUAAAAUGUUUUUUCUAUUUGGUGUGCUUGUCUACAUGCAAUGUCGUGUAACGUUGUUCUGACUCAUUUCACCGAUUGUAUUUCUAUAAUUUUACGCAUCCAUUAUCGAUAAGUAAUGCUUUAUUAUCUCUUUUCGCAAAAUGAUAAAUUAAAAAAUAUGAUUAAAGAUAAUCUACGCGAUAAAAAGAAUCAUUUCAUGUUGUAGUUUAGUAGUCUACAUUUAACCGUAAUACUCAGUACACGCAGGAUAGAUGUCUUAUAAAACAUCAGUUAUAUCAAUCAUUUUGAGUUAAUUAAUAGUGCAAAUUUCUUUACAUAACUUUUUAAAGGUGAAUUAUCAAAUUGCAUUUUGUCUGUGUGUACAGAAUCAUUACAAGAAGCGUCUGCUAAAAAAUUAGCCUUCUUUGAUCAACAUGGAAAUACUUUAUACGCAUGAACAUCAAAUAAACAUCGAACAAUUCGAGGACUUUCAAUCUUUCAAAAAUUUUAUAGAAGAAACUAUGAGGAACUCAUCACCCAUUAAUUACAUAUCCAUCGACUCUAAAUGCUUAAAAGAAACGUGUCUUGAUAUAGCUAGCAAAAAUGGCCUAACAUCAUUCGUAAAAACCUUAUUACGUCAAGGUGUACAGAUUAAUAAAGUGAACAAAAAGUUCAAUCGCGCCCCUAUUCAUUUCGCCACUGAAGGCGAACACGUAGACACGUUGGAAGCUUUAUUAGACGAUUCGACGGUAAAUCCUAAUCUCCAGGCUGGACAGCAGACCGCCCUGCAUAUUGCAGUAAACAAAAAUAAUCUAGAGUGUGCUUCAUUACUGCUGAAAAGAGGUGCUAACGCUAUUAUUCCUAACAAGGAAAACCUAACUGCUAUCAGCCUAGCGGCAACAAACAAACAAUGUGACAUGAUGAAGCUGAUACUACAAGAACAUAGACUAUUCUUAGAUCUAGAUAAUUACAGAGAUUACAAUAAUCAAACAAUGCGCAAAAUGAUUGAACAGAACCUUCCAGAACUAUCGUUAGAAUUUUAUCAACGUCAUGCUUAUGAUAAUCUUGAGUAUUAUUUGAGGGUUAAGGAUGAAACAAAUUUUUGUAAUACGCUUGAUCAGACUUCCUCUUUAUCAAUGUAUACAAUAUUGUUGGAACUAGCUAUGCAAAAUAAUCUUCGUAAAGCAGUAAUAGCAAUUUUAAGGUUUAAAGAAAUAAAAAAUCCAAGUGAAUUUGUUGACGCCGCGGAAAUGUGUAGCUAUAUGACUAUUGAAAAGGGUAAUUACGCUAUUCUUCAGGAAUUGCUGAACAUAAUGCCAGAGGAACAUAAUGCCAAUGGCCUAAUUAAAUACGCCUGCGAACAGUUGCAAAAAUUGAGCAAUCAAGGAAUAGAUGGAAGGCUUCACAUAUCUGAUUGGCUGAAAUGUAUGAAGUUACUACUGGAUCAAAAAGGAGUGAAUAUUCACAAAAUAAUAGACGAUAAAUUUAACACGCCGUUACAUUAUGCGGUCAAAUCAAACUAUAACGAAGUGAUUACUCUAAUUCUCAGUCAAGACAGCUAUAUUGGUCAUUUGAAUAAAUUCAAUAUACCGCCUAUCGCAGAUAUCCCGGAGAGAAUAUUAUCAAACUACUUUGAUAAUUGUAUACAGAUGAAGACGAACGAGAACACGAAUAAGUGUGCAAUCGAAUUCAAUUAUCGCUGUUUAAUGCCACCUAAUGUUUCUCAGAGAUACAAUGAUAAUCUGGGAACUCACGAAUUAGGAGUGUUCAUGUACAUCGCUGAUAGUGACAACCUCAAACAAUUGUUGAAACAUCCGCUGCUCUCGUCUUUUCUCUAUCUCAAAUGGUAUAAUAUACGGUGUAUCUUGUAUGGGAAUUUCGCUUUCUAUAUAGCCUACUAUGUUUUACUAAAUAGUUACAUUAUAAGUAUGGCAUAUAAUAAUUCUUCAGCGAAUGCAAAUGAAAGUUCUUCAGCAAAUGCGAAUGAAAGCAAAACGCAUAUGUUUAGUGAUAAAUUUUCAAAUUUUUCAUAUACUUCCAUCUCUACAGAAAUGUUUGAUUUUAAAAUUUGUCAGAAUAAUAUUCUACAGAAUUGGAUUAUUUUGAUGCUGGUAUGUUAUUUCGUCCGAGAAGUCUUCCUAUUAGUCUGUUGUUUUUGCCACUACAUCAAGGAUUGGACGAACUGGUUGCAAAUCAUUAUAAUCCUAUUAAGUAUUGCCUUGAUGGUCAAUGCAAAACAUCAUCAUGAUAUCGAUAAUAAUCAUAUAUAUAAAAUAAGCAAAAUAUAUAUUCACAUUGGUAUCAUGGUGAUCCUGUUAUCCACAUUGAAACUUAUGAUGUUGAUCGGCCAAGAUCCGACAUUUUCUAUUGGCAUCUUAAUUUUUUUUAAAGUCAUUUGGAAUUUUGUACGCUUAUUCUCGCCGUAUAUACUCCUAAUCAUGGCAUUCGCUGUGGUCUUCCAAAUACUUUUCAAGGACAGCGAUAAUCCCAAUUUUAAAGAUCCCAAUUUCUUCUUCUCGAUUGUCAAAACUAUUAUUAUGCUCACUGGUGAAUUCGAUAUCGAUGACAUUACAUUCAAUUCGAAGGAUCAGUUUGAGUCUAUGUGGAUCCGUUUCGUGUUCGUAACAUUCGUCUUCUUCAUGGUUAUCGUGCUAAUGAAUAUGAUAAGUGCUAUGGCAAUUAGCGAUACUACCAAGGUUCUGAACAAGACCGAACUGACUGGACUCAUUUACCGAAUACGUCUGAUUGCCUACUUCGAGAACAUCGCUUGCGCGAUCAGUGAGUCGAUCAGGCAAUGGGAGCCUAAAAGAAGUUCUAGGUGUUCACCCUGGUGGAGGUUUUUCGCUAGCUGCGUUAACUUUGUUAGCUUCGAAAUGAUCUUUUUAUUUCCGUGUUUUUUGAGAGAUGGCAAGAGUAGCUUUGAGGACAAUCCUACCUCGAAAAUGGACUAUAAUAUAAUUAAGCAAGCUAAACAGAUCAUAUUUCAUAGGAAUCAAUUAUCGGAUAAUGAUAAAAUAAUGAUUGCGUUAAAUAAAUUGCAGAAAGCGAUGGGGAUUGCGAAUAAUGAUGAAGUUUUAGAUCGUCUAUGAUUAAUUUUAUAAAUUAAAAUGUUAUUUUUACAAGCUAGAAAAAUUAUUAAAUAUUGUAUUAAACACUAUGAUAAUAAUUGCAGUUUACUUAUUUAUUUUAAAAAGGUAAAUUAAAUCUAAUACAAUGCUUUGUCUAUGAACAAAACAUAUAAUUGGAUAUUUGUACCAUUAACUCUAGAGUGAUAUACUGGGGUAACUUUGUAUUUGUGGCAUUGUUUGCAUCAAAAUGGUACACACACAGUAAAAAAUUGUGCAUCCAUAUGUUGAAAUUUUCUUGUCUGACCACAUUUUGACCAUUAUUUUGAUGUAAAAUUAUCAUACAACUUAUAUGUUAUUAUUUUUUAACGUUUUUGUAUGUUACAUUUAGGUCAACUUCAUAAUUUAAUAUUUUGGAUGUUUCUUAGAAAUAAAAUAUUAGUUUGAUUGAUUUUAACACAAUCAUUUUUAACAAUUUAUUCAAAGUCAAUUUAACAUUCCAAAAAAAGUUAACGUUACUCUUUAAAUAAUUGUAAACUUUGAACAUACAAGAUAAUCAAAUUUACUAAAGUCAAAUGUUUCUAUUGCAGACAAUUUAAGUUAAAUAAUCCUCCAUCUUGAAUAUUUUACUAUUUAUUUUAAUCACGAAAGAAUAUAUAACAUAAUGUAACAAAAUGUAAUUAUUCGGCUAUUCAAUUUCCUGUUUCCUUUUCAUUUAAUUGUAACUGUUCCAUCCACUCAACGGGAGAAUUUAAUUGAAAUAUUGAUUUAAUAAGAUAGAAUUAAUUUUCCUCACUAUCUAUUCGAAAUAAAAGAUUUUUUCUUACUUUUACACAUUUAGUGCACUGUUCAGAAACAACGAACAAUAAAUUAUCCAUUACAGAGAAAAGAUGAAGCGAUACAGUACUGUCCAGCUCUACAUACAGUACGACUAGCUUUCGUGGAUAUCGUGGUUUGUAUACCUAGAUUUUCGAAGUGAGAGACAGUCGUUUGCUCAACGACGCAUGAAAUUCAAAGGUGAACCGGAUUAUCGGUGAUUCGCGUGUGACCGAUACGAAACGCGAUGUACGCCACUGAACUUGCACGAUCGAAUUGCGGCAAAUGAUCGUUCAACGCAAGACGCGCGGUGAGUUAAUCCAACGUUGGCUUAAAAUUUAUUAACGGGACAUAUGCAUAGCACAUAUGCGAGGCGAGUAGCGCGC